Penaeus vannamei (Pacific white shrimp) is the source of this 2891-nucleotide messenger RNA. NCBI's taxonomy places the organism in Eukaryota, Metazoa, Arthropoda, Malacostraca, Decapoda, Penaeidae. The record is from RefSeq and is a predicted model, not a curated record.
AUGCACCCAUUACAGAUGGUCAAUACGCGGGUGGGAAGGACUAUACACAGAUCCUACAUUGGCCGACGAGUGGGAUGUUCGCAACCAGUCCUCGUUGCUCUUUUCAUCAUAUCUGGCUUUGUGUUCCUCUUCUUCCAGAUGGCAGGGAUGAUGCCCAAGAGACCAGGUCCUCCAUCCUUUGCCUGGGCGCCAAAUGUUUCUCGAAACAUUUCAGCCUAUGUGAGACCCACUGUGACAACAGCACUGAUGCAGCCUGAGAAUUUUUGCCAGGAUGACCCUUUUUUGGUCUUCGUGGUACCAAGCGCCAUAAACAACACCAAACAGAGGGACACCAUAAGAAGAACUUGGGGGCAAUGGGCUGGUUGUGGCCCUUCCCCGCCGUCUUCCAUUGAUGAAGGAGCAGAUAGUCAAGGCACCACAAAAAAGAAAUCAGUCCUGGCCAAGAUGAUGGUUGCUCCACCUAAGACAUCGAAACUAGUCUUCCUCCUGGGAAAAUCAAAGGGAGACCAGCCCAUCAGUGAAACCUUACAGGAAGAGAGCUUUAGGUAUGGAGACUUAAUCAUUGAGGACUUCAUCGACUCAUAUACCAACCUGACCCUCAAGACAGUGUUCAUGCUGAAGUGGGUUCACCGCAACUGUCCUACUGUAAAGUUUGUUAUGAAGGUAGAUGAUGACAUUUUCGUCAAUGUAGUUAACCUUCAGAAGACGCUCCUGAACCAAACUAUAACAAAGACACCCCUCUUGAUGGGGAGCCUCAUCUGCGGUGCAAAGCCCAUCCAUGACCAAUGGUCUAAAUGGUACACACCACAGUACAUGUUUCGAGAGGGUAAAUAUCCAAAUUACUUGUCUGGUACAGGCUAUGUGUAUUCUGGGGAUUUGGUAGAACGCUUGUUCAAGGCAGCCCUUGCUGCACCUUACUUCCACUUAGAGGAUGUCUUUCUCACAGGGCUGUGUGCACGAAGUAUUGGUGUUCGUCCUGUGGACAAUGUAGGCUUCAGUUACCACCCUCGGGCUGUGAGCCCCUGUCUCUUCAAGGAGGUUAUAAUGGGUCAUGGUGUCGGUCCCUCGACAAUGGUCAAACUCUGGAACAUGCUGAAUGAGCCAGCGACAGUUGCCAAAUGCCAUCCUAUAAAGAAAUCAAAGCUAAGAAGUUACAAUCCUAAGUGUUCAUGGAGAUAAGUGAGACUGUGUUAAUGCUGUGGUGCUGUUUGUUAUGGCAUUAAUAAUACUUGUCAAAAAGUGUAGUGUGUGUGUGUCUUUGUUGUGACUAUAUUUUUUGUUCCGGUGAGUCUGACUACAUGUGAAUGUUUAUUGGUACUUAUGUAUAUAUGGUUGCAAUUGUGUGUGCAUGUUCUUGUUAGCAAGCAGAUUUUUAUUGGGUAUGAGAAGGAAAUUAGUUUUAUAAACAAUAUUUUAAUUUUUUUUCUUUAUUGUCUAUGCUAUUUUAUUUUAUCUUGCUUUAAGAUAUGAAAAAAUACCUUUUGUGUGCCGUAGAUUGCCAAUGUCAUGACCUUCACUGUGAAGGGAGUGUCUACAAACUCAGUCCUUUUUACUGUGAUAUUAAUCAUCAGAAAUAAUGUGUGAAAGGAGUGUCAGAAUAUCAGUUAUUUAUACAAUGGAAGGUCCUCCUGUUAGAAUAGGGUUACAAGUCUUGCCAUCAAUUCUUCUCUUUGUAAUCUUACUCAUUCAUGCUGUUGAUAAAUCAGAUUACCUUUUAGGAGAUGUAGGUUUAAGUUUGGAUUAUAGGGUGAAUCUCACUAUCAUUAUUUUGAGUAAAAUCUGUCAUUGAUCCCUUUUUUUUUCUCUCAGUAUGUAAGCUUACAUUUCCCUUAUGGUUAUUAUUUCUUUUCAUUAUAAUUUUGAUGUCCAAUCACACAAGCUUUACUUGUGCAAUUGACUGGAUGGGUGCCAUAAUUGCUCAGACAUGAAAUACAACAGGUAGAUCAUUUUAUGUGAUCACCAUUUUCUUUAGGCAAUUAAGACAGUCUUCAGUAACAUCCGAAGUAGAAAGAAUAUAUUUUUCUUUAGUUUCAUUUUUUGUGUAUAUAUUUAAGGGAAAUUGAUUCAAUUUUUCCUGCAUGUGAUGAUAAAUGCAUUGAUAAUGGAUUUAGCGAUUAGUCAUACAGUUUUUAGAUUUUUAUGAAUGAUUGCUAGCAUGAUAACUAGGGUUUACAGGUAAAUGAGAUGAUUGUAGGACUUCAGGAGUCUUGUUCUUAAUUAAGAACUUUACCACUAAUAAUGAGUAGACUUGUAUUUAUAGAAUCUUCUAUGUCUUUCAUUAGGCAUAUGAAAGACAAAUUGCAACAUAUCAUUUAUUUAUGUAUUUAUUUUUUGUAGCUUAAACAACUGAGAAAAGGAUACAUUUCUUAGGGUUUUUUAGAGCAUGUUGAAAUUGAGGACAACAGGAUGCCUACAAGUUUGCAUUAAUUGGACAUUGUUGCGAAGUGCAAUGUAUUAUUGAUAGUAAUUCCUUAGCUAUGGUGGAAACCACUUGUUGCUGAAGAUAAAACCUUGAUAUUGAAACCUGGUUAGGAAAGCUGCUGUUUUUUUUUCUUUCUUUCUUUCUUUCAUUUCUUUAUAUUUAUAUAGGUAAAAGAAGGAAACCGAAAGUUUUGUAGUAAAUGGGUAGAUAAGAUGCAAAGGAAAAAAAGGAAUGGAGUUCAGGAAAAAAUAUAAAUAGGUAUUGUUAGGAGAAUACGUGUCUGAAAAGGAAUUUUUGUUAUAAGGCUAUGGAAAUUUUGGAUUCAAAACCAAAAGUCAAGAAUUCAUUGGUAUGAUUCUCACUCUCUGCUUCAUGUUAUAUGAUAGGAUGGAUAUAUGCCUAUAUAGAUGUUUAUAUAUUUAUAUUUAAAAGUAAUGCAUAAACAACAACUCAACAACUUGUAGGAGGA